This is a messenger RNA of Triplophysa rosa, 486 nucleotides long. It is a transcript of the gene sec61g, whose product is annotated as SEC61 translocon subunit gamma. The record is from RefSeq and is a predicted model, not a curated record. Gene Ontology annotation, cellular component: membrane; Ssh1 translocon complex. The transcript has 4 exons. The coding region runs from base 134 to 340 and encodes 68 amino acids. Gene Ontology annotation, biological process: protein targeting; post-translational protein targeting to membrane, translocation. Lineage: Eukaryota; Metazoa; Chordata; Actinopteri; Cypriniformes; Nemacheilidae. Gene Ontology annotation, molecular function: transmembrane protein transporter activity.
UGCGUCACCCUUAGCGCUGCGUCAGUCUUUCCGCAGUUAAAUCUACGUGGCUCAACACAUAGCGGAAUCAGUUUCUUCAACAAGCUGAACUGUUUCUUCAUCUUUUGAUUUUCUAACACAGCCUUAAAUCAGGAUGGAUCAGAUUAUGCAGUUCGUGGAGCCCAGCAGGCAGUUCGUCAAGGACUCCAUCAGGCUCGUCAAAAGAUGCACGAAACCAGACAGUAAAGAAUUCCAAAAGAUUGCUAUGGCCACAGCAAUUGGAUUUGCCAUCAUGGGCUUCAUUGGAUUCUUUGUCAAACUCAUCCACAUCCCCAUCAACAACAUCAUUGUUGGUGGCUGAAUCAUCUCCAUUGUGAACCCAUACAGACCCUCGGCUGCCAGAAACUGUUUGAUGAGUUGAAUGCGAAAAUUUGUAAAAAUAGUUUUUUUCUUUUGUGUGUGUUGAAAUUUCUAUUUGGCUGUGUUAAUAAAUCAAAAGUUACACUA